UCAUUUACAUAUGUAGUCAUUGACCUGCAUAUUAGGUGCCCUAAUAUAUUACCUAAUAUUUAAAAAAAAAUCAAGGUUGCUGUACCUAAAACAAUCAUAAAUCACCACCGACGUGUCAUAGAAUAAUUAGGCAAUUUUCCAAUAAUUAUUAAUUCCCUCCAUUAUCUAAAAUCCUGGCGACUUCAAAUAUAGAGAUAAUCGUGGAAUGUCCAAUGGACGAAAACCAGCCUCAUCAAUAUAAUCUCCACCAAAGCGAUCAAGCCUCCCCGAAAAUCGACGCAGAAGUCUCAGAAGAUGCGAAACACCACAUGAAAUGUACCGAUACAUCAUCACCAUCGACAUCAGCUCCAUUAUCAGAUAUUUCACUAGACGAAACAAAGACUGCCGAAUUUAAAAAUUCUUCAAGUGAAUUUUUUCACUUCGUGAGAUUGAUGCAGCUUUUCCCCAGCGUGCAUCCUGCAACUUUGCAUACAGUGAUGACAAUGUGCAAAAGCGAUUUUUUCGUAGCAGUAGACCGUCUGCUUUAUGCUAAACGCUGUAAAGAAUUAUACGAUACAAAGAGAAGAAUGUUUCAGUGCGCACCUAAGAACAACAAUAGAUAUGCACCUUAUUCAUGCACAUCAGAUAUUUGCGCUCAAGGAUUAUCACGCAUGCGAUCACCAAACGUCAAAAUGGAACCAACUGGAAAGAAAUCAUCAAGAAAGUCGAGAGUAGAGAAGAAUUCAAGUUCUGGACAGUUUCAAAUGCAAUUGCAACAACAACAGAUUCAUGAAUCACCUAUCACACUGCAAUGCAAUGUCCCCCUACGACCUCUAUCGCCAAUGCCUGAAGCUGAAUUGUCUUUGACUAACAAUAAUAUUGAAGGGGUUGCUGUGGAAGGCGUCGAGGUGGUUGUAACACAAGUUUGAAUGCAUUUUUCAAUUAGUUUUUAAAAGUUUAGGUGGCAAAAUAUUACAUAACAUGAUUAGAUUGCUUAUCAAAUUGAUAUCUAAUCAUUUACUUGCAAUUACUUACACAAAUUCCAACUUUAUAUAAAUCAAUAGAAUUGAUCUCAAAUUAUUUCUCCACUAAAACUUAAAUAUCAUGGUAGUGAUGGCGUUUAAAGUGUUACCUACGUUUGUUCUUCUCUUCGCUGCAGUGGACGCAUCUAGAAUCCUUGCAGCGAUCCCAACUGCAUCCUUCAGCCAUCAAGUUUUCUACCGUCCACUAUGGAAAGAACUCGCAAAACGUGGACAUGAAGUCACUCUGGUUACAACCGACCCAAUGAAAGAUCCAACGCUUAAAAACUUAACAGAAAUAGAUGUCAGUGUUGCUUAUGAUUACAAACAAAAUGAAAACAUGCAAGAGAUCUUCGAAUCAGACAAAACAAUGGCCAUUCACAAAAUGAUCGAAAUUUUAUACAAAAACACUCGGUUGUAUUUUGGACACAAAGAUGUAAAGAAUCUAUUUCUAGAUAAAAGCAUCACGUUUGAUUUAGUGAUGAUCGAAUGUGUUUUUCCUUCGUCGUUUGCCUUUGCGCAUAGAUUUGAUGCGCCGGUGAUUUGUUUAACAUCUUUGGAUGCGCAUUAUAUCAUACAUGCAGCAAUGGGUAAUCCUACACAUCAUAUUUUGUAUCCGAACUUUUUAUUACCGGUUGGUAAUCCGAUGAGUUUCACGGAUCGCUUGCUGACUGUGAUUGCUAUGAAUGUUUUAACUGCUUACAUGGAUUAUUGGGUGUAUCCUGAGGUACGGAAAAUAUUAGACGAGGAAAUUCAAGAUGAAAAAUCAGUAAUGCCUGAAUCAAGUCAAAUGUUUGAUAAAAUCGAUAUGGUUUUCACAAAUACUAAUCCAUUGUUUAAUGCUGUGAGACCUUAUAGCCCAGCGACGAUUUCCCUAGCUGGUGGUUUACAUGAAACAUCAACAAAACCAUUACCAAAGGAUCUACAGGAUUUUCUAGAUGGCGCUACUGAAGGUGUUAUUUAUUUCUCACUUGGAUCAAACGUUAAAUCUAAAGAUAUAUCAACAAAAUUACGUCAACAAAUCAUUGCUGCUUUUGAAGAGUUACCACAUAAAAUUCUAUGGAAAUUUGAAGCUGAUACACUACCUAAUCAACCUAAAAACGUUAAAAUUGUAAAAUGGCUGCCACAGCAAGAUGUACUGCGUCACAAGAAUGUGAAACUCUUUAUAACACAAGCAGGUAUGCAAAGCUUAGAAGAAGCACUUUUUGCUAGAGUUCCUAUGGUGGCAAUUCCUUUCUUUGGCGAUCAGGACGUCAACGCUCAACGUAUGGCACAGAAAGGAUUAGGGUUGACUUUGAAUCAUAAAACUAUGAGUAAAAGUGAUUUUAAACUUGCUAUUCUUGAAGUGAUACAUAAUAAGAAAUAUAAAAACAGAGUUGUUGAAGUUGCUUCGAUGAUUCAGGAUCUGCCGAUGAAACCUUUGGAACAGGCAGUGUGGUGGACUGAAUAUGUUCUCAGGCAUAAGGGGGCAGGGCAUUUAAAGGGACCACAAAUACCAUUAUGGCAGUAUUAUUAUUUGGAUGUUUUUGCUGUUAUUGGAGUAGUUUUAGGGGUUAUUUUGUUAAUUUUUAUUAAAGUUACAUGCUAUGUAAAGAGAUUUAUCUGCGGGAUGGUUAAUAAGAACAUGAAGGCAUCAAUUAAAACAAAAAAGUCUAAAAGUAAGAAGGAAUAACUAUGAUGUAACAAAAUAAACAGUAACCAUUAAA
Messenger RNA from Dalotia coriaria, 2704 nucleotides. Its product is annotated as UDP-glucosyltransferase 2-like. The transcript has 2 exons. Bases 1084 to 2670 code for a protein of 528 amino acids. NCBI's taxonomy places the organism in Eukaryota, Metazoa, Arthropoda, Insecta, Coleoptera, Staphylinidae. Gene Ontology annotation, molecular function: UDP-glycosyltransferase activity. The record is from RefSeq and is a predicted model, not a curated record.